AAUAUGAGCUGUUAAACACGUUGCUUACACAAAUGUUAAUAAGGGACCCUUUUCAUGGAAUGAUUUUUCCAUUAUGAACAGUUCUUCUAACUUUGUAUGCAUCUAUUGCUAUGAAUUCACUUCUAGGACAUAUAAAGUUUUUAAGUUUUUGAUGCAUUUUUCUGUUUUAAUAUUUGUUGCACUGCUCUUGGCCACUGAGCACACAAGGUUCUUGAACAUCAAUUUUUUGGAAGGGGGCUAAAUGAAUGCAUCUCUCACCUCGCAAUUAAGGACCUGAGGUGAGGUGGGUGAGGAGGGAAUCUAAAGUUUUCUUUUCUCAGGGGAGGAGCAAACCGGUGCAGGAAAAUAGAUAAAAGCUCUGUUUAAGAAGCUGGAGUUGUUGCGAUAUUAUCUUCGGCAAGGAGCGCACAGAGAAUAUACCUUUCCUACCUAGAUUUAUUAUGGCAUUAUAGCUCGGUGACACGUCUUUCGCUCAUUACUCGGUUGUCGUAUCUCAAAUCAGGUUUUUUAACCUCCCUACCAACCGUAGGAUACUUCAAUGUAUGUGUGGUGUUCGCUUGAGCGCGUGUGCUCGCGAUGUUUUGAAGUCAUUAGUCGCGUUAUCAACCUGUUACUCGGCUUCACAGACGAAUAAAAAGGAAUAUCGGAAAGUUUAAUUUCCUCCAGAACACAUCCUGAUAGAUUUAAAAGAUAAAGGAUCUGCUGGGAAGUGUGAUGUGAAUGUAAGUGCGGGUAGCUGUGGUCUGUUCUAGUAAAUCGAGACGCGUAAAAGUGAUUCAGAAGUCGUACAUAUGCAGAAUAACGUUCAUCUCCACACGUCCCGAAGGAUAUCAGCUCAGGUGUUCACGUCGAGUUGUCACGGAGUUUUGCAUCCCUCCAAGGACUUGUUUCGCUUGUGACUGAGUUGUUAGGCUACCCAUCAGGAGACUACUAUCAUUAACACUGUAUUAACAAAGUUCAGGCUGAACAUGAGCAGGAAAACACGCCGCUGGAUUUUUCACAUCUUCCUCUGUUUGGGGAUUAUAUAUUUGAAGAUUGGGGGCUUUUCCUCCGUGGUUGCGUUGGGAGCGAGUGUUAUCUGUAACAAAAUUCCUGGUUUGGCCCCUCGUCAAAGGACUAUCUGUCAAAGCCGGCCUGACGCUAUCAUUGUCAUUGGAGAAGGAGCACAAAUGGGAAUCAAUGAGUGUCAGUUUCAAUUCAAAAAUGGAAGGUGGAACUGCUCGGCCCUUGGGGAAAGAACUGUCUUUGGAAAAGAGUUGAAAGUGGGAAGUAAGGAAGCAGCCUUCACCUACGCCAUUAUUGCUGCCGGGGUCGCCCAUGCCAUCACAGCAGCCUGCACUCAAGGUACGCUGAGCGGCUGUGGUUGUGACAAGGAGAAGCAGGGCUUCUACAACCAAGAGGAAGGCUGGAAGUGGGGAGGAUGCUCAGCUGAUAUUCGUUAUGGUCUGAGCUUCUCAAAGGUGUUCAUAGACGCACGGGAGAUCAGGCAGAACGCCAGGACACUCAUGAACCUCCAUAACAAUGAAGUGGGACGCAAGGUGUUGGAAAAGAACAUGCGUUUAGAGUGUAAAUGUCAUGGUGUAUCUGGAUCCUGCACUACCAAGACUUGCUGGACUACUCUCCCAAAAUUCCGGCAGUUGGGUUACAUCCUCAAGGAGAGGUAUAACCAUGCUGUACACGUGGAACCGGUCCGAGCCAGUCGAAACAAGCGGCCUACCUUUUUGAAGGUUAAAAAUCCUUACUCAUACCGGAAGCCCAUGGACAUGGAUUUAGUGUACAUUGAGAAGUCACCUAACUAUUGCGAGGCAGAUCCCGUGACGGGUAGCAUGGGAACCCAGGGCAGGAUCUGCAACAAGACUGCUCAGCAGGCCAAUGGCUGCGACCUCAUGUGUUGUGACCGAGGAUAUAACACACACCAGUACUCACGCGUGUGGCAGUGCAACUGCAAGUUUCUUUGGUGUUGCUACGUCAAGUGCAACACCUGUAGUGAACGGACAGAAGUAUACACGUGCAAGUGAAAUCUUUGUUGCUGGGGAAUUGAUACACACCUGCGACCUUUGUGGUAGAGAGUCUACAAGUGUCACAUCAGGAUGACCACUGCUAUGGAUGCCAGGUAAAGGAAAGAGCCAUUUGCACUGGAAAUCGUGGGACUGGUGGAGUCUAUGCAGAUUAAUUGCAUGCAUUGCAUGCUGUUUUGCUCCAGAGUCUUCUGAGGGCUUCGGUGUCGGUACCAGUAGAUACCUUUCUGUUCCAGUACUGAGCAACAGAGCGAAGUAGCCAGCAAAGGCUUGAUCUGUAGACCGUAAGAAAGAUGUGGGGUGUGAUUAUUGAGGGUGUUCUGCUCUGCAGACAGCACAGAAGGUAUUUCUGAGGAACUUUUUAGCCUGUGUAAGUGACAUUACAAAUCUUGUAACAUAAACUGUACAUGGACACAACAAUGAUAUUUAACGUUUUAUUUAGAGAAAAUGGCUGAUGUUAAUUUAUUUCAUAAGGAAACUACUGAUUUCUCAUUGUGUUUACUAGCUUAGAUUUAGCUCUUCUCCUGUUUGAUAUUAUGUGUUUUACAUAGAAAUAAACUGACCAACUUUUACACUGUACAUCAUGUGCUUUAGCUUAGGGAUGAACCAACAACAAUGCACAAUACAAAAACAAGUGCACUGCACUCAACGUGUAAUUACUAGUCUCUGAAAGAGGAGACUCUACUGUCUUUUAUGUAUCAUUGUAAAGCUUUUUGCUUCCAUUUUCCCAUCCUUUUUAAGUGUCAACCCUUGCACAUAUAUUCCUACAAGUACACACUGGAAUUGUGCAUCAUGUUUGAAGGCUUAUUCCUUCCUAAGUGAAUAAACAAGUAUGAACUAUUUUUAGAACCCUGGUCCACAAGAACAUUUGUGAUUGAACUCUCUUUAAAUUUGAAUAUUCCAAUUAAAAUAAGUGUAUUUAAAUGGGAUCUAAAUUCUACCCGAAUAAAAUUUGAGACCUCAUUUGACACCAAAGCUUUAUGCUAAUUAGGCCACAAGCUUCCAUGGCUUUUGGCUAAUUUUUACUCUGUUGGCAGACAAAGAGAAUCAGCAGUUAAUUCACUUUUCGAAUGGAAUAGCUUCAGUACAGAUGCCCCACCUGUUACUAUUACUGAUGUGGAAUGUUGAGAUCAGAUAACCAGUUCUAUUAAUGUUAUAUAUUAUAGGUAAUAUAACACUGUUAUGCUGCUAGUUUUGUUCUGUUCUGCAACUGUAGUUAAUAUUACCCUUUCGGAAAUUAACCACGUUUGUAUUGUAGUAAAGGUGUAGUAACCAUGUUUUUUUGGUGGAUUGAUUACCAUUUGUAUAAUCACAGUUUUACUACAAAUACCAUGGUUGAUUUUUUGUAACCAUGGUUUUUUGGUUUUAUUUGUAGUAAAUCCAGGGUUCAUUUUCGUAAGGGUAGUAGUAUUUUGUGUGUUGUAAGCAAAUGUGGUUGUCCAGACAGACUGUCCCUGUGUUGACAUAUAUUUUGUAAGAGAUUAUUUUUAUAUUUUAUUUAUUCUGUGUAAAGGAAAAACCCUCUACCAUUGUCCUUUAGAUGGACGGAAAUUAGACAGAUAAGCUAGAUAUAGUGUGAUUGUGUCAUGGUACCAGCUUGAGCAGUUUAACUACAUCUCAAUGAAGUAUCACUCAUAGUGAUGUAGUUGCCAAGUAUGUAAUGAUGAAAAGAUAUUACAGUUGCGAUCAUACUGAUGUUCAAAUAUUACACUUUCAAUCGUAGCAUUUUUAUGGCAAAGGUCCUGGAUGUGCGAUCAAUAAAGGAAAAUAGUGGGAUCAAUAAGGGUAAAUAGUCCUGGGACAAAACUCUCUGGUGAUGAGAAAAAUUCACGGCUAAGAGUUUUUACCAAAGAACAUCUGAAUUUGAGUGUGGCUCUUUGUCAAGAGCUUUAAAGCAGGAUGGCCUUGAUGUAAUUACUAUUUUACAAAAAUCUGUGAUUUUAAUAGAUGUUUUGCCAAAUUGAUCGUGCUUAAUGAUUGUGUCAUCAUAAAUGAUUUAAAAAAAUCAUGCAUUAUGCUUUCAACAGUGUUAAUAAAUAUUUCCUUGGCUUG
This is a messenger RNA of Carassius auratus (goldfish), 4070 nucleotides long. RefSeq names its product protein Wnt-7a-like. The record is from RefSeq and is a predicted model, not a curated record. The coding region runs from base 969 to 2018 and encodes 349 amino acids. Gene Ontology annotation, cellular component: extracellular region. The transcript has 4 exons. Gene Ontology annotation, molecular function: cytokine activity; frizzled binding. Gene Ontology annotation, biological process: cell fate commitment; neuron differentiation; multicellular organism development. NCBI's taxonomy places the organism in Eukaryota, Metazoa, Chordata, Actinopteri, Cypriniformes, Cyprinidae.